Messenger RNA from Procambarus clarkii (red swamp crayfish), 2520 nucleotides. RefSeq lists its product as uncharacterized. Gene Ontology annotation, biological process: protein modification by small protein removal. Gene Ontology annotation, molecular function: peptidase activity. The record is from RefSeq and is a predicted model, not a curated record. NCBI's taxonomy places the organism in Eukaryota, Metazoa, Arthropoda, Malacostraca, Decapoda, Cambaridae.
GACAUGGCUAGUGUUAUGAGAGAGUAAGCAUGACAAGCGCUUGAGUAUUGUCAGUCACAAGCGCUUGAGUGGUUCACUCGUGCCACAGUAACUCUGAAGGCCUACAGCUGUCACUCCUUACUCAGACGACACCACCAGUACACACCUGAGUGUACACCAGUAUACACCUGAGUGUACAUCUGAGUGUACACCAACACCACCCGCCUCGCCCCUAUAGUAGAUACAUCCUAAUUGUGAUAAAUCCACUCUGCUUGGACAAAGUUGUGGGACCAAGUGCACGGUACUUUGCCAAGAUUACAACUCUGUGAAGAAACAAGUCUUGCACAAUUACAUUGACAAUGGCCUCAAUUAAAUUAUCCGAGAAGAGAGAGAGUUAUGAGAAAGAGGAGAGACGAGCGAUGAGCGGAGAGGAGGAUGCAGGGUACCAGGUGGAGCUCUUCGUGUAUGACCUGAGCCGCGGCCUGGCCAAGACUAUGUCUCCAGCACUACUAGGGAAGGAGAUAGAAGGCAUCUGGCACACUGGCGUCGUCGCUUAUGGCAGAGAAUAUUUCUUUGGUUCCGGCGGCAUCGAGUCCUGCAGACCUGGAGGGACCAUCCUGGGAGAGCCAGACCGCGUGGAGGAACUGGGGCUCUCACAGGUGCCGUACCAACUCUUCCUCGAGUAUAUCUUCGGCCUUGGUGAAGGUACCUACAGGCCCGGGGCGUAUGACCUGCUCAAGCACAACUGCAACAACUUCAGCGAGGAGGUGUGUCAGUUCCUGUGUGGCCGAGGUGUGCCCAAGCCCAUCCUCCAGCUCCCAGACGCUCUCCUCAACACUGCACUUGGAGAAACACUUAAGACACUUUUGAAGGACCUGGACAUCAAAUCAUCAGAUUCAAGAAAAGUUAACUUUGCCAAUUUCAACAACAACCUGCACAGCUACGUGCCCUCCGAGGUCACGUCCCGCCGCCACGACGACUCUCGCGAACUGGAAGAACUCAACAAUGCCAUCGACCAAGUCAGACUACAGGGAAUUAAACUUGAAGACCGCAGAAACUCUAUAAACGAAAAGGUUAUUAGGAAAGAGAAGAAAAAGAAAGAUAGGAAAGAAAAGAAAGAGAGGAAAGAGAGAAAAGAGAAAAAAAAGAAAUCAAUAUCUAGUGGAGAAUUAUCAGAGAAUAAGACAAAAAGGCAGAGUAUUGUUGAGACAAUAGAAGAGCAGCAGAACUCUCCCUGCUGUUCAGGGCUUCAGUCUGCUUCACACUCUCGUAAUAACUCUGAGGGCGAUACCCCGCCUGAUAUCUUGUUAGAUCCCUUGCAAGAGGUAACACAGACUCUCGACAAUAUUAAUACAACUUUAGCAUCAGUAGAGAAUUCCAGUAGCGGUGAAAUUGUUUCAACAGAGCCUGAAGCGUUUGAGCGCUUGCCGUCGCCGGCCAGCAGAGGCCCAACACCUCCAGCAGAGAGCAGGUUACCUGCCACAAACUCUCACCCAUCCACCGUAUUAACGACACAUAGUACAAUGGCGGACUCUACCCCUGAAGUAGAGUUAGAGGAAGUUGCACCUGCACCUCCUGAGGGCUCCAGUGAGCCUCCAAGAGAGUCUUCUCCCGUACAACCUGAGCCUGAGGUUGAACGUGAACCUCCAAUUGUCUUCAAAGAGGAACUGGAUAUACACGUAGAGUUUGAUGGACUGGUAGCUGCCUGUGCCCACCUCUUAAGCCCAGAAGAACAGGGCCACAUGGAAGAACUACGAGCAUAUGUUGUUGAAGACGAAGGCUCUUGGGCACUUGGAGAAAACUUUAGCAUUCUCUUUGCCCGAGUGCUUCAUGACCCCAAUAUCCCAGACGAGGCACGACUGCACUUGGUCCGCAUCAUGGCUGCUGCGGCCCUGAAGGACGACGUGAUACUCUUGCUGCACCAGGACCGUCGCGAUCACACAAUCAUGAACUACGCCAACAAGGUCGAGAGUCUUCCUCCAGAACACCAGGAGUCUCUCGCUCUCUUUUUCUGCAACAUGUUCGAGCACCUGAGUCCCUCGGAAUGGCUGCUCUACAUCAGCGAGUGGCAAGAUGGCGGCCAGCAAGCCAGUAACAUCCGCGUCACUACCAAGGUGGCGGUCAACGCUCUUCUUCAUUCCAAUGCUAAGGUGCAAGAAUAUGGAUCAGCCAUCAUGUACAACCUGGGAACGAAGGAGGUGAAGACUGUUGUGUUUGAUGAUGUUGCUCCAGAACUGGCUAUGGCAAUCCUUCAGUUCUUCAACAAUCAUCCUCCCGAGGAGCUCUUGUGGCGCACAAUGACUGCUCUCUGCAGAUUCUGUUAUUCUUCCACGGAGGUUCCGGCCCUUAUCAAAAUGAUCGGUCCUGAGCCGUCAGUGUUCCGGGGUGUAAGCGAGCGGGUGGACAGUGUUCUCGAGGAGAUUGAUGCUAAGCUCAGCCGGGUGCGGCUCUUCUAGACGGUUACAAAUCCGGUUUACCCAGUUUACAUUGUUGUACAUUGAUGUGUAUAUAAAUACCUAGAUACUUUGUCUUUUGUUAGGA